Lactuca saligna is the source of this 318-nucleotide messenger RNA. The record is from the annotation of a GenBank genome assembly. NCBI's taxonomy places the organism in Eukaryota, Viridiplantae, Streptophyta, Magnoliopsida, Asterales, Asteraceae.
AUGAGGUCUAUAGAAGUUGACGUACCAAACAGGCUUGCACGGGUCCAGGCAGGCGCCGUGGUUGGUGAUCUCUAUUACAGUAUUUCUCAAAAGACCGACACCUUGUAUUUUCCGGCAGGUGUUUGUCCGACGGUGGGUUUUGGCGGGUACAUAGGCGGUGGUGGCUAUGGAAACCUAAUGAGAAAACAUGGUACUGCUGCUGAUAAUGUUUUGGAUGUUCGUUUCAUGGAUGUCAAUGGAAAUAUUCUUAAUAGGAAGUCAAUGGGUGAAGAUUUGUUUUGGGCAAUUCGAGGUGGUGGCGCUUCAAGUUUGGAAUAG